GGCGGCGGCGGCGGCGGCGGCGGUGGAGGCGUUCCGUUGGCUCCCGGCCCAGCGGUGGUGGCCGCGCCGGUGGCAGCAAGGCUGUAAGUCAGUCACUGGCGUGAGCUCGCCCUGGCUGGGUGCAAUGUAGGCUUCAUGGACACGUGCUGGAGCUUAGGACGACGCUACGGCGGUAGUGAGCUGGUGAAGAUAAUUCAUGGCUGAAGAGACGAAAGACUGAACGACAAUCGCCCCACCGAUCUACAAGCGGUGACCCUGUGACGUCAUGAUUCGUGUGGAGGUCUCUGGAGCCGGGCCGUGCUCCGGCCUUCUGCUGCUGCCUCCAAAAACGGCCGCCAGGUGGCAGGUCGUUCGCCGUCGGCUGGCCUGCCAUCAGCUGGUGAUUCUGGCCGAGACGCUCCUACAGCUGGCGGAAAAACAUUGCAGGCAGGAGGCUCCAGCAGAAGAGCUGCCUUCAACAUACCCAUCGGGCGCAUCUUCCUCCACCAAAGAGUCUCGAAAUGAGGACUACUCAGUGUCAGAUCCAUCUGUGUCUGCUAGAGGUCUCUCCAAUCAACCGAACCUGAGUGAACAUUCUCAGAGUGGCAGCAUCUGUGACCUGCGGCCAGCUGAGCGACACCAGAGGUCAGAGGUCACCUGGGGUCACGACCUGACCUCAGGUCAACUCAGCGGCGCUAGCCAUCAUUUGGAGGGACAUCUAGCGCCGGACUACGACGCUGAAUCCGGACCAGCACGAGAAGACACGAGACCUUCCCCGAUCUUUGAAACGUUAAAUGGAGAUGCAGGAACAAGGUGGCAGGACACCAAUUCCAGUCACGUGAUGUCCCACGUUGAGGUAGGACGAAGUCAUGUGACCUCACAUACCGCAGCACCGCUUGAUUACACGGCAGGCCAAUCGGAAAUAUCACGUGAUCCUGUGCUAGAGCAGCCGGUGAUGCCACGUGAUCAACAAGUGAGUGUCAUUCUCAGUGCUGAUUCGGUGGACAGGGCGAUCAACCACGCUAUCAAUGACGAACAGCUGAUGCAGGAGAGCCUCCAUGAUACGCAAUUUCCAAAUCAGCCGGAAGAUUUGGCCAGGACAGAGGAUAAUUUAGCGUAUGGUCAUCGACCCGCGAAUGAGCGAGAGGAACUUGGCAAUAAGCUGCAAUCAGCAGGAGGGUUUGACGCCAACUCUGAUCGUCGGUCACGGCUCCGUCCGCCAGGCUCGAACCGUCCGUGCGUGCUGCGCAGAGGCCGCGCCAUCUGUAGUACGGACGGGACUAUAGAUAUAGAUGGCACUGCAAGCGCCGUUAUAGAUGGCGCUACCAAACAAAAUGGCAGUUACGGUGGAAAUUCAAAUUGUGGUUCUAGCUUACACGCAAGUGAGAAACGAAGUUCAGAGAGCUACUUUCCGACUACCUAUCAACCGGGAAGGAGAGAAGAGUUGGAUGCGUCGCAAAACACAGCAUCCGAACAAGACCACGCCUCAUCAAACGCUGCUGACAUGACAACUCAAUCAACCGCACACAUGGCAGCGCAGGCUGAGCCCGCUCCAGCAAAGAUGUCGCCACCGUCGCAUUGCACCGACUGUGACGCAGAACACUCCGCUAUCGCCUGCCCAUUACAGCACCCGCACUGCUGGGCGCAAGACUCUCCUGGCGGCUGUGGCGCGGACACUCUGCCUGCCUGUCUGCGGAUAGAUGGCAGCACGGUGCGGGCCGGGCCGGACGGGGUGGCAGCAUACACCUUGUUUGGACCUCUGGUCGGUCGACCUGUGCGACCGGAGCACCUCGUAGAACCGGUGGACCUGAGACAUAUCUGGGAGGUGUACGGCGAGGGGUCGUUUCUGGACACCUCAGAUCCGGCGACCUCCUCGUGGUUUCGAAUGCUGCGGCCGGCGGCGCGGCGAUCGCAGCGCACCCUGGCGGUGGUGACUCGCCAGCGCCAUCUAUUUGCCGUCAGCACCUGCCACCUAGCGGCCGGAACGGAACUUACCUACUGGCAGGACGAUCCAGGGACUGUGUGGAGCGGGAAGAACAUGCUGAAAACGAGGUGUGGUGGCUGUAACAUGAAGUUCGAACAUCCGCUGUACUACCGGCGGCACUGUUCCCUGUUCCAUGAGCCGGGAACGCCGCUCACCGUCCGCAAAUACUACUGCAAGGUAUGCGGUGAGGCGGUCAUGGGUCGUCAGAAGCUCCUCCGUCACGCGCUGGAGAAGCACAACGGAGCCGGCGCCUACCAGUGUCAACACUGCGGCAAGUUUUUCCGUCGCCUUAGUUACCUGGAGCUGCACCGGAACCACGGCUGUGCGGCCAACCCGGAGCGGACCCAUCCGCUGUGCCACCUGUGUGGAGCCCGCUUCAGCCAGCCCCAGAAACUGCGGGCCCACAUCCGACGCGAACACUCCGAGUCUGACCCGUCCGUGUCUGAGUGCCGCUGCGCGCGCUGUGGUCGUCUGCUCGGCUGUCGGACCGCCCUGAGACGCCACCUGAGAGAGGUACACCCUCCUCCAGAGAGGGCGAGCGAGGCCGCCCUGCGCUGCAGCCGCUGCGGGAAACAGUUCCGCAACCAGUGCAACCUCAAGGUGCACAUGUUGACACACUCCGGAGUGAAGCCGUUUCGAUGCAGUAUAGCCGGCUGCGAGUCAGCCUUCACCACCAAGCAGUGUCUGCAGCAGCACUACGGCCGGGUGCACCAGCUGCGAGGCGGCGCCGUCCCUGCCAUCUCCCGCUCCGUGCCCUACACGGUGCGGGGGUACUCGGGCCAGCUGCCCGACCCGCCGCCCACCACCCGCCGCAGGCUCCUCUGCCGCGGGGACCGGCUGCGGUUCUCUGACUUCUCCGUGUCUAGGGACCUGCCGGAGCCGUCCAGCGGCCCGCGGCUGAUGCAGGACGCGAGUAGGUCGGAGUUGGAUUGUAUUGAGCCGAGUCUGAUACUGGGUGGUCACGGAUCGGGGACGAGUGGAGGGGAGAGGGGCGAUUCGAGAGAGGGGGCGGCAGACUGAUACUGUGGGACAGGACGCAGUGAUCUAAUGUGAUCAGCUUGGAUUGUUUUGUCUAUCGAGUGAGUGAAUGUAAUGAAGGAAGUCAAAUGUACGCUUCACGAUAGCCCUCACUAAUCGGAAGUUCAAUUGAACGAAACUUGUAUUUUAUGGCCAUGGGUAUGGUAUACUUCGACUUUGUCUGGUGCCUGCUGCUCAGGAACUUCGACAUAUUGUCUUUUGUCUCGAUGUGAUGCUUCUUGUCGAACAAACGCCCUUACCGACGUAAGAUGUACCUAAAUAUUGAAACAUGUGAUAUCUCACACGCUUCGUGCACCCACGACUCAUAUUGUGCAUCAAAUCGUUGUUGAGUGUCAUUGUUGUGCUCUGACUUGAGGUUAAAAAACUUCUGAAUGUUAGCUCGGCUCAAUCUGGAAGAAUCUUUGGCUCGGCAGUGGCACUAGCCCAAUAUACCUGCUUUUGUUAGAAUAAACUGAUGUCAUAUACCAGUUGUGUGUGUUUAAUUAUCUAAUAUCUUCCCAAUCGUAAGUACACAAACAACAGGCAUGAAAAAUACAGGCUUUUAUAUCGU
Messenger RNA from Amphibalanus amphitrite, 3551 nucleotides. RefSeq lists its product as uncharacterized. Lineage: Eukaryota; Metazoa; Arthropoda; Thecostraca; Balanomorpha; Balanidae. Gene Ontology annotation, molecular function: sequence-specific DNA binding; DNA-binding transcription factor activity; zinc ion binding. The record is from RefSeq and is a predicted model, not a curated record. Gene Ontology annotation, biological process: regulation of DNA-templated transcription. The coding region runs from base 266 to 2983 and encodes 905 amino acids. The transcript has 10 exons.